AAACAAGUAAUGGCAACACAUAUGAAAAACUAAGAUUUCAUGUGCUUUGGUAAUGUAUGUCGACGUUUUGACGUACUGGAAUAUUGAAAGCAUUCCUAUAUAAAAUUCAUUGACUUGCUUUUAAAUUCUGAAACAGUUCAAAUAAAUUGUCUUAAAAAUGAAUCGCCUCUUUGGGAGAGCUAAAGAUAAGGAACCUCCUCCAAAUUUAACAGAUUGCAUUGCUAAUGUUGAUAGUAGAUCAGAAUCGAUUGAUAAGAAGAUUCAACGACUAGAUGCCGAACUAGUAAAAUAUAAAGAUCAAAUGAAGAAAAUGAGAGAAGGUCCUGCUAAGAAUAUGGUGAAACAAAAGGCAAUGAGAGUGUUAAAACAAAGAAAAAUGUAUGAAUCCCAAAGGGAUAAUCUGAUGCAGCAGUCAUUCAAUAUGGAACAGGCAAACUUUGCUACUCAGCAACUCAAAGAUACAAAAGUUACUAUGGAUGCCAUGAAAAUGGGUGUUAAAGAAAUGAAAAGGGAAUAUAAAAAGGUCAACAUUGAUGAUAUUGAGAAUAUUCAAGAUGACUUGGAGGACAUGCUCGAUCAAGCAAAUGAGGUUCAAGAAGCUCUAGGCAGAAGUUAUGGUAUGCCUGAAGUAGAUGAUGAUGAACUUGAAGCAGAAUUGGAUGCAUUAGGAGAUGAAAUAGCUCUUGAUGAAGAUACUUCCUAUCUGGAUGAUGCGGUCAAGUCUCCUACAGUUCCAUCAAAAGAACCUGGAGCUGAUAGUGUUUCAUCUACUGGGGGUGUUUUGGUUGAUGAAUUUGGUCUGCCAAAAAUUCCAGCAAGCUAAUGUGAUUCAUUUCAUUCUUGUACAAAUGGCUUAGUUAUCUGUUGCUUACAUUAAACUUCUAUUUGAAAUACUUUGCUAUUGAAAAUGUGGUAGUACAUGUAUCAAAGAAUGUAUUUUUAACCAUCACCUUGGCUAAAGAGAUAGUUUGGAAAUUUCGAUGUGUUAGGGAAACCAAUGAAUCCUCAAAUCAAGUGUACAGUAACUGCAAUGUGAAGCAGAAGAGAAAAUUUACAUUCUAUUUCCUUGUACAUUGUUAAAAUAAAUGAUUCACAAAUUCUAUUCAUAGGCACAUUAAUAAACUGAUUUAUUUUAUGUUUUAUUAAGUACUGUGAUAUUGUUGAUUCUUAUGUAUAUGAGAAACAUUUGGAAGCUGUCUUUUCUUGAAAUUGACAUUUUGAGUUUUAUUGCAAAAUAAAAAUUAUUUCGGCUUU
Uloborus diversus is the source of this 1254-nucleotide messenger RNA. It is a transcript of the gene Vps60, whose product is annotated as charged multivesicular body protein 5-like. Gene Ontology annotation, cellular component: multivesicular body. Gene Ontology annotation, biological process: late endosome to vacuole transport via multivesicular body sorting pathway; vesicle budding from membrane. The record is from RefSeq and is a predicted model, not a curated record. Bases 158 to 823 code for a protein of 221 amino acids. The transcript has 8 exons. NCBI's taxonomy places the organism in Eukaryota, Metazoa, Arthropoda, Arachnida, Araneae, Uloboridae.